Kwoniella botswanensis is the source of this 987-nucleotide messenger RNA. RefSeq lists its product as uncharacterized. The record is from RefSeq and is a predicted model, not a curated record. The transcript is spliced from 3 exons. NCBI's taxonomy places the organism in Eukaryota, Fungi, Basidiomycota, Tremellomycetes, Tremellales, Cryptococcaceae. Bases 1 to 987 code for a protein of 328 amino acids.
AUGGCACCCGCGAAACGAUCAAGAUCUCCAUCCCCAUCCCGAGUAGAUAGAAGCAAGAAGCCUUGCAAAUUGUCCUUCGAGGACGAAGAACUCAUGAGACGAAACGCCCAGCGUGAAAAACUUAAGCAGCAUUUCUCAAGCUCAUCGAUGACCUCACGUACACAAACUAAACUGCCCUUCCCCCGACCCCUUGGGCCAAGAGGAACAAUCACCCGGGAAUAUUCAAUGUUGGAAAGCGAUUCGGAAAUUGAAGACUUCGAAAGUCUUACUCCACCUGACAAACGCUUCAACGUCUGUUCUCUAGGCAUCCACCCGACACGCAGAUCUGUUCGGCUUCCAACCCCUUCCCCUUCCUUCGCUCUGAAGCAGGUUGAUGAAGGAAAAAAUACGAACGUACAGAAGGACGAAGCUGAAAGAUCAAGUGAUAGUGCUAAAGGGAAGGGAAAGGAGGAGAUGAAGCAGGUAGAAGAGUCAAAGAAACAUGGUCAAGAGGGAACAACUACUCCUCAUGGUACUCGAACACCUUCUAGCUCCUUCCCAAAUCACCUCAUCCUUACUUUUGAUACUCCUAUCAAGACGAACAAUGCUCAAACUAAAACCAAGACUUCCACUUUGCCAGACGAAGAUGAUAUGACCGUCUGGCAGCUGGGAUCCGUCAAUUUCCAUAGGGCUAUCCAUGAAGAUCGCGAGAUCGACACUUCCUUCCUGACGCUAGAUCACAAGUUUAAAGUACGAGACUACCGAGCAGCUCAAGCGAGUGGUAAUGGCGGGUCAGCAGCUGUUGUCGAACCUCCUCAAAGUGCUGAAAAUUAUAAGCCAAAAUCCAGAUGUGAGAAAGAGGUAAGAUCGAGAGCAGGAAAAGACAAAGGUGAUGAAGAAGUGGUUAUCGAGGUUCAGAUCUCUAGAGGUGAAGGUUCAGAGAUUGUCAUAGAUUUGUCGGCGAUGGAAGCCAGGCGGGUCAAGGUCAAAGUGAAGAGUAGCGGAUAA